Molecule: messenger RNA, 982 nt
Organism: Exophiala viscosa
Lineage: Eukaryota; Fungi; Ascomycota; Eurotiomycetes; Chaetothyriales; Herpotrichiellaceae
Exons: 2
Coding region: 90-614 (174 amino acids)
Source: RefSeq, a predicted model, not a curated record
CGUUGCCUCUUCCCUUGGUCGACCUUUUCGGUCUGGCCUGGCCACCAAAGUGCCUGGCUCAAACCAGAACCGCUCCUGCCUCGAAUGAAAUGUUGAAGCAGAACAUGACGUGGACUGUAGUUCUCUCCUCAAGAUCUCCUUCUCAUCGGCAUUUCCUUCUCUUCAACGUCUUCUUCUCUGCUCCCAUCACCAACGGUCUCCUCUCAUCAACACCACUCAGUCUGCUUUCGUUAAUGGCAAGAUUCUCUUCUGCUCCUCAUCAUGAAUAUCACCCGCGGCACAGAGUCUCAGCUCAUCUAUUACCAUCGAUGCUUCUUCAGCAUGUUAUGUCUGUGUCACCAUUGUCAAACUGUGCCUGCUACAACCAAAGACCCUCUGCCAACGAAGGUAAGCAUCAAUAUUCCAGCACCCCUUGUCUCCAUACUCUUCUCUGCUCGAGCACUGACAUCGGAGCAGCCAUCAUGCUGUGCAGCCUCCUCAGCACCCAUCUCUCGGAACGCAUCUGCAGCCAACCCCUCCCCUCGAUGAGAAAUGCCCUCUUCCAACAAAACCCGUCGCCAUCUCUAUGCCCACAACCUCGAAGUCAAAGUCAGAAUAUUUGGCCAUGUACCUAGGUACUCUUGACAAGCUCAUCACUCUUUGAAUAUGUGGGACACUAGGGACACAAAAGGUGAGCUUGCUCACAGGUCGAUGACCAAUUAUGAGUUAGGAUGUAAGGUGACAAUUUUUGCAGGUCUAGGCCCCUUUAUACCACGAGUCCGCAACAGAGCUCCAUGUCUUUGCCCAGAGUUGGGCAAAGAGUCCAACACGGCUGUCAGGUUGGCUAUCGUCCAAGGUUGGUUGUUGGUUGGUGGUCCCCGUUCAGUGUUGGUUGUUGGUUGUCAUUUAGGGUUGCCUGAGGCGGGGGACGUCCAUGAUAUUCUGCCUACCAGUGAUUUGAGAAAGCUAGUCGAAUGACUCAUAUUGUGAAUGUAAAUCAGCU